Molecule: messenger RNA, 5354 nt
Organism: Cercocebus atys (sooty mangabey)
Lineage: Eukaryota; Metazoa; Chordata; Mammalia; Primates; Cercopithecidae
Gene: ITGAL
Product: integrin, alpha L (antigen CD11A (p180), lymphocyte function-associated antigen 1; alpha polypeptide)
Exons: 30
Biological process (GO): cell-matrix adhesion; cell adhesion mediated by integrin; cell-cell adhesion
Cellular component (GO): integrin complex; external side of plasma membrane
Molecular function (GO): integrin binding
Source: RefSeq, a predicted model, not a curated record
GGCACGCCUCCCUCCCCGCCUGCCAGUGUCACCAGCCUAGUGCCUCUGUGAGAAAGUACCAUUGUAAGAGGCCAAAGGGCAUGAUCAUUUUCCUCUUUCACCCUGUCUAGGUUGCCAGCAAAUCCCACGGGCCUCCUGACGCUGCCCCUGGGGACACAGGUCCCUUGAGUGCUGGAAGGAUGAAGGAUUCCUGCAUCACCGUGAUGACCAUGGCGCUGCUGUCUGGGUUCUUUUUCUUCGCUCCGGCCUCGAGCUACAACCUGGACGUGCGGGGCGCGCGGAGCUUCUCCCCACCGCGCGCCGGGAGGCACUUUGGAUACCGCGUCCUGCAGGUCGGAAACGGGGUCAUCGUGGGAGCUCCAGGGGAGGGGAACAGCACGGGAAGCCUCUAUCAAUGCCAGUCAGGCACAGGACACUGCCUGCCAGUCAGCCUGAGAGGUUCCAACUAUACCUCCAAGUACUUGGGAAUGACCUUGGCAACAGAUCCCACAGAUGGAAGCGUUUUGGCCUGUGACCCUGGGCUGUCUCGAACGUGUGACCAGAACACCUAUCUGAGUGGCCUGUGUUACCUCUUCCACCAGAAUCUGCAGGGUGCCAUGCUGCAGGGGCGCCCUGGUUUUCAGGAAUGUAUCAAGGGCAACGUAGACCUGGUAUUUCUGUUUGAUGGUUCGAUGAGCUUGCAGCCAGAUGAAUUUCAGAAAAUUCUGGACUUCAUGAAGGAUGUGAUGAAGAAACUCAGCAACACUUCCUACCAGUUUGCUGCUGUUCAGUUUUCCACAAGCUACAAAACGGAAUUUGAUUUCUCAGAUUAUGUUAAACAGAAGGACCCUGAUACUCUGCUGGAGCAUGUAAAGCACAUGUUGCUGUUGACCAACACCUUUGGUGCCAUCAACUAUGUCGCGACAGAGGUGUUCCGGGAGGAGCUGGGGGCCCGGCCAGAUGCCACCAAAGUGCUCAUCAUCAUCACGGAUGGGGAGGCUACUGACAGUGGCGACAUCGAUGCGGCCAAAGACAUCAUCCGCUACAUCAUCGGGAUUGGAAAGCAUUUUCAGACCAAGGAGAGUCAGGAGACACUUCACAAAUUUGCCUCAAAACCUGCGAGCGAGUUUGUAAAAAUUCUGGACACAUUUGAGAAGCUGAAAGAUCUAUUCACCGAGCUGCAGAAGAAGAUCUAUGUCAUUGAGGGUGAAAAUGCCAUCCCCAAGAUGGCAGGAUUUGGUCAGCUGGGAGCACAUGGCUGCUUUUCUCUGGAGAAGGUCUUCAGCUGUUUUGAUGCAUCUCUGCUACUAACCCAAUUCCCUGGGGCCCCUGCCCCUCUCCUGCUGGGGGUUCUUCCAGUAUCCUCUGUUCCUAACUCCACUUCCCGCACACUUUCCUCAGGUUACACCGUGACCUGGCUGCCCUCCGGGGAAAAGACUUCGUUGUUGGCCUCAGGAGCCCCUCGAUACCAGCACGUGGGCCGAGUGCUGCUGUUCCAAGAGCCACAGGGCGGAGGACGCUGGAGCCAGAUCCAGACAAUCCAUGGGACCCAGAUUGGCUCUUAUUUCGGUGGCGAGCUGUGCGGCGUCGACGUGGACCAAGAUGGGGAGACAGAGCUGCUGCUGAUUGGCGCCCCACUGUUCUACGGGGAGCAGAGAGGAGGCCGGGUGUUUAUCUACCAGAGAAAACAGUUGGGGUUUGAAGAGGUCUCAGAGCUGCAGGGGGACCCUGGCUACCCACUCGGGCGUUUUGGAGAAGCCAUCACCGCUCUGACAGACAUCAACGGCGAUGGGCUGGUGGACGUGGCUGUGGGGGCCCCUCUGGAGGAGCAGGGAGCUGUGUACAUCUUCAAUGGGAGGCAUGGGGGGCUUAGCCCCCAGUCAAGUCAGCGGAUAGAAGGGACCCAGGUGCUCUCAGGAGUUCGGUGGUUUGGACGCUCCAUCCAUGGGGUGAAGGACCUUGAAGGGGACGGCUUGGCAGACGUGGCUGUGGGGGCUGAGAGCCAGAUGAUCGUGCUGAGCUCCCGGCCCGUGGUGGAUGUGGUCACCCUGAUGUCCUUCUCUCCAGCCGAGAUCCCAGUGCAUGAAGUGGAGUGCUCCUAUUCAACAAGUAACAAGAUGAAAGAAGGUGUUAAUAUCACAAUCUGUUUCCAGAUCAAGUCUCUCAUCCCCCAGUUCCAAGGCCACCUGGUUGCCAAUCUCACUUACACUCUGCAGCUGGAUGGCCACCGGACCAGAAGACGGGGCUUGUUCCCAGGAGGGAGACAUGAACUCAGAAGGAACACAGCUGUCACCACCACCAUGUCCUGCACUGACUUCUCAUUUCAUUUCCCGGUAUGUGUUCAAGACCUCAUCUCCCCCAUCAAUGUUUCCCUGAAUUUCUCUCUUUGGGAGGAGGAAGGGACACCGAGGGACCAAAGGGCGAGCAAGGACAUACCACCCAUCCUGAGGCCCUCCCUGCACUCAGAAACCUGGGAGAUCCCUUUUGAGAAGAACUGUGGGGAGGACAAGAAGUGUGAGGCAAAUCUGAGAGUGUCCUUCUCUCCUGCAAGAUCCAGAGCCCUGCGUCUGACUGCUUUUGCCAGCCUCUCUGUGGAGCUGAGCCUGAGUAACUUGGGAGAAGAUGCUUACUGGGUCCAGCUGGACCUGCACUUCCCUCGGGGACUCUCCUUCCGCAAAGUGGAGAUGCUGAAGCCCCAUAGCCAGAUGCCUGUGAGCUGUGAGGAGCUUCCUGAAGAGUCCAAGCUUCUGUCCAGGGUGUUAUCUUGCAACGUGAGCUCUCCCAUCUUCAAAGCAGGCCACUCGGUUGCUCUGCAGAUGAUGUUUAAUACGCUGGUAAACAGCUCCUGGGGGGACUUGGUCGAGUUGCGGGCCAAUGUGACCUGUAACAAUGAGGACUCAGGCCUCCUGAAGGACAACUCGGCCACUACCAGCAUCCCCAUCCUGUACCCCAUCAACGUCCUCAUCCAGGACCAGGAAAACUCCACACUCUAUGUCAGUUUCACCCCCAAAGGCCCCAAGAUCCACCAAGUCAAGCACAUCUACCAGGGAGCUCAUGGUCUAGUGGAGAUGCAGACAUCCAAGCAGAUCCUUCGCUGUCCUGCUGGGGACGCAGAGGACUCUGUGGGAGCCCAGUAAGGGGAGCUGCCCUGUCCUUGGGGAGUCAGCGAAUCCUUCAGAGAUAAUAUUAGAGCAGAAUGUUGCAGGGUGAGGAUCCAGCCUUCCAUCCAUGACCACAACAUCCCCACCCUGGAGGCCGUGGUUGGGGUGCCACAGCCUCCCAGCGAGGGGCCCAUCACACAACAGUGGAGCGUGCAGAUGGAGCCUCCUGUGCCCUGCCACUAUGAGGAUCUGGAGUGGCUGCCGGAUACGGCUGAGCCUUGUCUCCCCGGAGCCCUGUUCCGCUGCCCUGUUGUCUUCAGGCAGGAGAUCCUCGUCCAAGUGAUCGGGACCCUGGAGCUGGUGGGAGAGAUUGAGGCCUCCUCCAUGUUCAGCCUCUGCAGCUCCCUCUCCAUCUCCUUCAACAGCAGCAGGCAUUUCCACCUCUAUGGCAGCAACGCCUCCCUGGCCCAGGUUGUCAUGAAGAUUGACGUUGUGUAUGAGAAGCAGAUGCUCUACCUCUAUGUGCUGAGUGGCAUCGGGGGGCUUCUGCUGCUGCUGCUAAUUUUCAUAGUGCUGUACAAGGUUGGUUUCUUCAAACGGAACCUGAAGGAGAAGAUGGAGGCUGGCGGAGGUGUCCCAAAUGGAAUCCCUGCAGAAGACUCUGAGCAGCCGGCGUCUGGGGAAGAGGCUGGGGAUCCGGGCUGCCUGAAACCCCUCCACGAGGAGGACUCUGAGAGUGGCGGUGGCAAGGACUGAGUCCAGGCCUGUGAUGUGCAGAGGGUCCAGAACUGAACUCAGGACGCCCAGGGCCACUCUGCCUCCGCCUGCAUUCCGCUGUGUGCUCUCGGGCGAGUCACUGCCCCUCCUUGGCCCUCAGUUUCCCUAUCUUGAACAUGCAUGGAGCUCAUGCCUGCCUGUCUCCUUUGCAGGCUCAUAGGGAGGACCUGCUGAGGGACCAGCCAGGAGGGCUGCAAAAGUGAGGGUUUGUCAUGACCAGACGGUCCACCAGCCUUUCUUGGUUUCCUUCCUUGGAAGAGAAUGUCUGAUCUAAAUGUGGAGAAACUGUAGUCUCAGGACCUAGGGAUGUUCUGGCCCUCACACCUUCCCUGAGAUGUCCACAGAUGCCUCCCCCUCCGCAGAACCUCUCCCUGCCCACUCCCCUGCACUGGAGUCCAGUCUCUUCUGCUGGCAGAGAGCAAAUGUGACCUGUCUCACUACAUGACUGCGGCACAUGCCUUGCUCUUGGCCAAAGACCAAAUUCCUUGGCAUGCCUUUCAGCACCCUGCAAAAUGAGACCUUUGUGGCCUUCCCCAACCUAUUCUAGAGCCAUGCUGCCUCCUUGUCGAAGCUCCAGUGACACCAGCCUUUCUCCCAGGCUAGGCUCCUUCCUGUCUUCCUGCAUUCACCCAGACGGCUCCCUCUGUCUGAACCUUCCACCUGGCCACCCCUCCUUCCUCGGCUGGCAGAUCCUAGCUCACAUGUCAGACUCGGUUGGGUCCCCACGUCUUUCACACUUCCUCCAGCCUGCACUACUCCUUCAAAGCAUACGUCUUGUUUCUUCAUCCAGCAGCCUGGAUGUUUUUCCCUGUUUAAUGAUUGACAUACUUAGCAGCUAUCUUUCAGUGAACUCUGAGGGUAAAGGUCAUAUUUGUCUUGUUCACCUUGGGAUGCCUCGUGAUAUGUCAGGGCGUGGGACAUCUAGUAGGUGCUUGACACAAUUUCAUUGAAUUAAUGACAAAGCCUGUGGGAAGAUACAGAAAAAGAGGGGAUGGACUGGGCGUGGUGGUUCAUGCCUGUAAUCCCAGCACUUUGGGAGGCCAAGGAGGGUGGAUCACCUGAGGUCAGGUAAAGACCAGCCUGGCAAAAUCCCGUUUCUACUAAAAAUACAAAAGCCAGGCGUGGUGGCACACGCCUGUAGUUCCAGCUACUCAAGAGGCUGAGGUAGGAGAAUCGCUUGAACCCGGGAGGUGAAGGUUGUGGUGAGCCAAGAUUGUGCCAUUAUACUCCAGCCUGGGCAGCAACAGAGCGAGACUCCGUCUGGAGGAAAAAAUAAAAAGAGGGCACGGGCCUGUGACAUCCCCAUCCUUGGAGGCCGUCUUCCCAGGCUCUGCCCCUGCCCUGGCUCCACACCCUCUCCCAGGACCCAUCACACCUGUGCAAUGGCUCCCACAGAAAGACUGAGCUCAAAGUGGGAACCACGUCUGCUCACUUGGAGCCCCAGUGCCAAGCACUGUGCCUGCGUGUAUUUAUCCAAUAAAUGUGAAAUUCUGUCCA